GUAAUUGUGUUGUGGUGGUUGGAUUUGCAUUUUGUAAUAAUAGAAUAAUUAGGAAAAAUUGUAAGUAUAAGACUUGUUCCCUAAUUAUAAAAAUAAACCAUCAGUUUUGUAUUAUUGUUGCACUAUUAAUAAAUUAUGUUAAUCGAAAUAUGUGUCAGAGAACUAAUUAAUCGUUCCAUUAGUGUUAAUAUAACUUCAUUCCUUUCAUGAUUUCUUUCAUUUUAGAAAUGGAAGGCGCGUACGAUGAAAUCAUUUCCGAAAAUCCAUUCUUCGUGGAGUUGAAAAAUGAAUACGCAAAUUUAUUUCAACAUUGUAUCGCACAGUCUUGGAUAAUAUGCGUUCCUCGAAUAGGAAGUUUGUCCACAAGAGUUUUCACAGUUGAAGAUUUCUGUGCUCACAUACUCGUUCCUAGUGACGAGUUGCCGGAAUCUCACUACAGCACACUUACAGAGAAACAGGUAACAGUAGCCAAUAAAGUAAUUACUCUAGAAGUCACAAAGAGCUUACCUUUACAAAGCCACAUACUAUUUGAAGAAACAUUCUAUACAGAAGAUUUCAUUAAGUACAAAGUGUGGUGUAUUGAAUAUCCUCUCGAACCUACUACAAAUACAGGAACUCAUUUGAUAACUAAAGAAUAUCUAACAUCAAUCAAUGAUUGUAUUGAUUUACUAUGGACCCAAGCUGCGGGUAGACAAGUACUUGACCAAAUAGAACAAAGUGUUCAGUUAUUUUUAAAGAAUCAACCUUCUUUGCCUAUUGCCAUUGGACCUCUAAGGGAUUCUAUAAGUGAGUUGUACACGCAAUGCCUCCAAUAUGCAUUACAAAACAGAAGGUUAAGAGAAAAAUCUAAAGUUUGUAAAACAGUCCUUGAGAAUAUUAAGAUGGCUGUAGAAUGCUAUAUGCAACAACUAUUAUUUGAAAGUAUAUUUAAACCUAUUUGUACAUCUUGUGCUUAUGAAGACUCACAUUUAAAUAAAAAAAUCAGAAAUAUGUGUGAUAUUCAACUUAAAGACUUGGAUAUUAAAAAGGAACUUUUCCAUGCAGUACCUAAAGCUAAACAAAUACUAUCAAAAAUUGAUACAUAUAGUACUGUUUUAGAGAAAGUGUUAUGUUUAAAGCAAGCACUAAAUACAAUUAAUAAGACUGAUAGUAGUAACAAUGUGGUUCUUUUAACGGCUGAUGAUUUGUUGCCUGUGUUUGUUUUUCUUGUAAUAAAGUCAGGAUUACCAAACUGGUAUAGCCAGCUCACUUAUAUGAAAGAGUUUCGUUUCAGUGGAGUAGGCAAGGGUGAUGCUGAUGAAAGUGCUUUCCUGAUAACUACUUUAGAAGCUGUUAUAGAGCAUAUACAGUCUGGGGCAUUAUCAGGUCCUCCAGAUCCUGAAUCAUACUAUUAUGAAAGUGAUUUGACUGAAGACAAUCUUAAUGAGAGACAAAGGAAGAAUAGCUUUACUGAAUCAAUAUCGACAUCAGAUACAAACACUAGAGAUGAAACAUUAGAAUAUAUAUUUGAGCUUAUCAAAGCUAAUCAUACAGAACAAGUUCAAGCAAUACUUUUGAGAAAUAAAAGGCACUUGGAAACCAUUAAAGAACAUGAGAGUGAAAUUUUGAAAGUAUCAUUAGACAAAAAAUACCAGUUUCAUAAUGAGGAUUAUGAUGAUAACAGUGACAGCGAUUCUGAUAUUUAUGAAAAGUUGUGUCAUCCAUUGUGUAAUUGUAAAAAAUGUUGCAGUAAGAUUUUCAAAAAUCUCUUAAAAACCUCUCCAACUGUAACAUCUAGAGAUAGUCAUGGCCUUACACCCUUACAUGUUGCAUGCAUCCAUGGUAAAGCAGCUAUAGUGGAGUUGUUAAUUGAAAUGGAAGCAGACAUAGAUGCAACAGACCUCAACGAAUGCUCUCCCAUGCAUUAUGCAGCUUCCAGAGGGCAUCAGAAUGCACUGUUAUUAUUACUACAUUCUGGAGCUAAUAUUAAUAAAACAAAUGUUGAUAAGAAUACCCCACUGCAUCUAUGUGUUAAUAAUGGUCAUAUGAACUGUGUCAAAGCUCUUAUCUAUUUUUCAGAACAUUCAAGGAAGAAGCUCAUGAUAAAUGCCACCAAUGAAAAUGGUAAUACUCCUUUACAUUUAGCAUCUAAAUGGGGUUAUGAGGGUAUUGCCAGGUUACUUAUAGAAAAUGGAGCGGAACCUUCCAUCCAAAACCAUAACAAUAAAUCAUCAUUUGACUUUGCUCAUAAUUUAAAAAUUUUGCAAGUUCUCAAAUCUGUCACACCAAAUUUAUAUGAAUAUAUACACAUCACAAGUUCAGAUGUAACAGUUUUAAACUCUAAACCUGAAAAACUUUUUAACACGAAAUUCCAGAAGUUAAAGUUCAAGGAAAAUAAUGCUAGCAAAACAGUUAAAAACUUAAAAACAAUUGAGAGAAUCUUUAAAGCAAUUUCAUAUGGUGAUGUGAAAUUGGCUUGUUUUUAUAUGAAUAUUGACUACACAAAUUAUAAGAAUAAUAAUUCAAACACAACUUUGUGUCAUCCUUUGUGUGCGUGUCGGUCUUGCAAGAAAAAUAAUGAAUCACAAACCGAUUUCGAUGUCAAUUUUCCCGACUCAAAUGGCUUUACAGCAUUACAUUAUGCUGCAAAGUAUGGAUUAGAUGAGUUAUGUAACAUCCUUAUACUUAAUAAUGCAAAUGUUAAUUGUCAAAAUAAGAGAGGACAAACCCCAUUGCAUUUGGCAGCUCUAAAUAACAAGACUGUGGUAAUUGAAAUUCUUACUAACAAUGGUGCCAAUAUAAAUACAAUAGAUUUAUCAGGAAACACACCAUUACAUAACGCUUCUGAAAUGGGCAACAUUGGAGCUUCCAAAGUACUUUUAAACAAAAACCCUGAUAUCACAAUGCUAAAUGGAUCUGAAAAAUCUGCACUUAGCAUAGCCAAAGAGAAAGUUCAUUUGACUAUUAUUGAUUUAAUAGAAAAAUAUGCCAAUAAGUCAUAGUCAUUGGUUUUGAAAAUAUAAUCACAGGGUUCUUGGUGUAUUUUAUUAAUUAGGCGAUGUAUAUUUAUGUUAAGUUUAAUUGUUUUUUUAACUUAAUUUAAAGGAAACUAUAUUUACUAUUAUGCUACUUAAAAAGUCAUUCCAUUUUUUUGAAAUUACAUAUUAUGGAUACUUAAAUGCACACUUUUGUAAAUUAAUUUAUUUAAACACCACAACUCGAAUAGCCUGAGUUCUAAAUCAGGACACGUAAGUUGAACCAUGACGGCG
Messenger RNA from Diatraea saccharalis (sugarcane borer), 3248 nucleotides. The record is from the annotation of a GenBank genome assembly. NCBI's taxonomy places the organism in Eukaryota, Metazoa, Arthropoda, Insecta, Lepidoptera, Crambidae.